CUGCCACAUCUCAUCUGUCACUCAGAACCGCCAGUACUUCCGCUCUGUCAGGGGACCUUCAAAGCGCAGCAGGAACGCGACUGCGCAGCAGGGAGCGCUUGACGCCGGACAGAAGAACUGCGAGAUGAAGAAGGACAGCGCCCUGAGCGGAAUGGGAACCAGUUCUGAACGCGUUCAGCAUCGCAAUGGGACAAUCUCGGUUUCCGGGGAUCUUCAAUCCUAGGACUUGACGUCGUUGGGGCUUUGAUGUGCUGCAGAACUAGUCGACCCUCCAAGCAUGAAUCAGUAGUCUCCUCAAAUCAACAGCGCUACAGGGUCCAGGACAGAGGUCAGAGCCGGCCCAGAGGACCAGGAUGUUCACCGGCUCCACCAAGAACCCCCCCGCCAAGACCCCCCAGCCUGACAGGCUGGAUGAGGUCUACGCAGCCCUGCGACGCGGCCUGCAGUCCUACCUGCAGGUCCACCAGCUCGAGCUGGACAGCCUGGGCCAGCAGAUCAGAGAGAACAAAAGGAACGGCCGUCUGGGGUCUCUCUAUGAACAGGAUAAGCAAGUGAAGGCCAUCGAGAGGUUCAUGCGGCGCCUGGAGUUCCACCUCAGCAAGGUGGAGGAGCUGUAUGACGCCUACUGCAUCCAGCGCCGGGUUCGGGACGGAGCGAGCAAGAUGGUGGCGGCAUUCCACUCGGCCAGCGGCAGCCGGGAGGCCCGGGAGAGCCUGAGUGAGGCCAACAAGGGCUACAGGGAGUGCACCGAGCACAUGUGUUCGCUGGAGAGCGAUCUGGAGAGCCAGAUGGGGGAGUUCCACAUAAAGAUGAAAGGUCUCGCUGGGUUUGCACGGUUGUGUGCCGGGGACCAGUACGAGGUGCUGAUGCGCUACGGAAGGCAGCGCUGGCGCAUGCGGGGCCGCGUGGAGGUGAGCAGUCGGCAGGUGUGGGACAGCGAGGACUAUAUCUUCCUGCCCCUGGUCACCGAGCUGCUGUCCAUCAAAGUGACGGAGCUGAAGAGCCUGGCCAACCACGUGGUGGUGGGCAGCGUCUCCUGUGAGAUGCUGGACCUCUUCUGCCCGCUGCCUCAGACCCUGGCCGUGGACAUCAACGACCUGGGCACCGUCAAGCUCAACCUAGAGGUGACUUGGAGCCCCUUCGAUAAGGACGACCAGGUGUCCUCCGCCAGCACCGUGACCAAGCGGCUCUUAUCCAAUCAGAGCCCUCCGGACACGCCCUCCAUGCGGGAGCAGGUGUUCUACUCCCUACUGCGGCGUCAGGGCGACCCGGAAAACGGGACUCUCUGGUCCAACUCCUCCGAGUCGUCCGACGACUCGUCCAGCCCGGCGCUGGGGGGCCACGCCCACCGGCUGGCGGGGGCGUCGCCUGCGCUGCAGGCCACGCCCCCCCGACAGCUGUCCUUCGCCCCCCGCCAGCCCAGCACCUCCACGCCCUCGCUCUCGUCCAAUCAGGGGGAGGACGAGCCGGAGGAGGCUGGGCCGGAGGCGGGCUUCACCCAGAUGCUGGGGGCCCGCAGCUUCUCAGUGCCCAACGGCCACCUGCAGAGCUCCAAGUCGGACCCCCACCUGGGGGGGGUGGCGCCCCACGAGCCCCCCCAGCCCCGCAGCACCUCCUUCCCCAGCGUCUUCUCCCCCAGCGCCGCCCUGCUGGGGGGGCGGGCCGACGUGCUGGCAGAGUGCCACUCGUCAGAGGAGAGCGUCUGCAGCCAGGGGGGGGGCCCAGGGGGGGGCCAGGACUCACCGGCCCCGGGCCCCGGAGAAGACAGAACCAGGGGGUCGGGGGGCCCGCUGGGCCGGAGCUUUGAGGAGGAGGAGGAGCAGAAGGGUUCUGAGGAACACAAGGAGGAGGCGAAGACUGAGGAGACGCAAAGGGUCCGCUGCUCCAGCUCCUCCAGCUUCACCCAGGAGGUGGAGACGGCCCUGGAAAGCUUCGACUUCCUCAACUGCUCAGACCUCGACGAAGAGGAAGAGGAGGAGGAGGAGGAGGAGAAGCAGGGGAAGCAGGAGGAGGAGUGGGAGGAAGACCAGAAGGAGGAGAAGGAGGAAGACCAGAAGGAGGAGAGGGAGGAAGACCAGAAGGAGGAGAGGGAGGAGAAGCAGGAGGAGAAGAAGGAACAAGACAUAUCAGAGGAGGAGGAGAAGGGGGUUGAACCUGGCUCCGUGGACGAGGAUGUGAAGGAGCAGGAAGUGGAUGUGAAGGAGCAGGAAGUGGCUGUGGAGCAGAUCUACGCUGGUGACAGCGAUGACCACCAGGAGGGGGAGGGGGCGGAGCUAGACAUCCUCAUGGAGGCUCCGGAAGGCUUCCGCAACUCGGACGAGGACUGCUGCUACUUAUCGCAGGGGUCGAGUGCUGAGGACCUGCAGGAGGCCUGUGACGUGGAGACGGGGGCGCUGACCCAGGAGGAGGGUAAGGAGCUCAGAGGAGACUCAGACCAGUGUGAGGAGGGUCACGGAGGUUCACGGUCCCUUUCUGUUUGUCCUCAAGAGUCUGUCGGGAGGCGGGACUGUCCCUCUACCAGCACCACGGCCGCCGCAUACUCAUAACAGCCCCGGCGUGCCCCCCCCGCCCCGCCCAGAUUUGCCAAUUUAUAUAUAAAUAUAUAUAUAUAUAUAUAUAUAAUCCCAGUGUGACACUGCUGGAGCCAUGGUAUCCAGGAGAUACCAAUGACAAGCAGACUCUGCCUAACAGGAGGAGGAUGUGCAGAACGAACGCCGACCGGCAGAGUGUGGGGGUUGUUAUGAAUCCUGAUUAUCAUUUAGAGAAAAACAUUUGAUUCCAAAGCAGUCCUGCCUCCGCCCCCACAUCUUUCUGCUGCUCUGCGCCAAGGCAGAACACGGCUUGACGCUUUUAAUUUGAAAAUUCACAAGUGUGUCUUUGUGUGGUUGUUGUCUUGAGGCCGCCGUUAUUUAUGGUCACGCGCGUCUCUCAGCGAGCCGGACAGGCAUGGAUCGGCUCACUGCUCGUCCACUCAGGGCUCGUCUCCACUACAGUGUUCGGCCCUCAGUGUUGACCUCCUGAGGACCUCUGAGGGAACACUACAGUCCAAACAUCAAAGGUUCUCCUGAGGAGCCGCUGCCAACUGAUGGAUCUUCAAUAACCACUGAACCAAAGCCCCCCCCCCCCCGUCUCCGGUACAGCAUCCUGUCCACUCGGUCCGACCCAACCCAGGGAGGGGGGUUUUAAUGGGGGGCGUAGGGGAACUUUUUAGGGGCUAAGGCAGUCCGGACACAAUGCCCCUGUGUGUCGGGGCUCAGUCCACCAGACGGCAGCGCUGUGGAAAAACAGUUGAGGGACGGCCCUGGAGCCAGGCAUUUCCCCCUUAUUCCUUCAGACCGGCCUGGUCAUGCUACAGAGUUCAGAGGUCAGAGGUCAAUCCUGCCCAGGGGGGGCAGAUUGGCUAAGAAGCUCUGCUGGAUUCUGAUUUCACAAAAGCCACUAAAGCCACUAGAACUGUUGAGAUACACUCUGGGUGCAAUAUGGAGAGUACAGAGACAGGGUGGUCUGUAGAGUACAGAGCAGGGUGAUCUGUAGAGUACAGGUUGGUCUGUAGAGACAGAGCAGGAUGGUCUGUAGAGUACAGGCUGGUCUGUAGAGUACAGAGCAGGUUGGUCUGUAGAGUACAGAGCAGGCUGGUCUGUAGAGUACAGGCUGGUCUGUAGAGAAAAGAGCAGGAUGGUCUGUAGAGUACAGCGCAGGAUGGUCUGUAGAGUACAGACUGGUCUCUAGAGUACAGAGACAGGAUGCCUUCUGGGAAAAACUUCACCCGAACCUGCACGUUAGUUAAGUUUAGUUCUCACUGCCGACGCGUGGCCAAAUUAAAGUGAGUUUUCGGCGGCUUUAAGAGGUCGGACCCCCGUCUUUGAUGGGUCUUUCCGAGGAUCCACACGUUGAUCAUCGUUAAGCCUUACAUUUAUGAAUGUAUUCUUCGUUUUGAUAGUGCCUGGUCUGAAAUAAGCUCCUCACUAAGAGACCCGGUAAGACCGAAUGAAGAGCGGGAACUCAGGCCAAGAGGACGUUGUUUAUUUUCUGAAUUGCAAACAUGAGAUUUACAUUUUCAUAGUCAACAAAAGUGUAUAUGGUUUUAAAUGUCAAUAUAAUGUUUGUUUAAAAAUAUAAAGAUUUCAUAAAAAAAAAAGAGAGCGUUUGUAUUGUUUGUAAGUAUGGCGCAUGAAAUGUGAAGACGUGAAACACUGGCGCCACCCCGCUGCCAGGGGAGGUCACGACAUGAAGGCCUCCAGGCUAAAGCAUGAGAAAUUACCGUUAGCUUUUCAGCCAAUCCCGGUGAGGUGUAUGUGGUGGGUUUUAACGUGUUGUAAAUGCAUUGUAUGUAUAACCUAUUGUGACGAUAUUCAGCACUUAACAAAGCACAAAAAUCAAGUUAGAAAAAAUUGAGAACAAAACAUAAAGCUACAUGUAUAUUUGAACAAGUGCACCUAAAAUUAAUAACAGUAAAACAUCAGCACACUAUCUCAUCCACGAGUCAAAGGUGAACUAAGUGAAGGAUUUAGAACACAUUAUAAUCCAGUGUGUCACCCUUCCCAAGUGCAUUUGGACGUAAACGACUGUAUUGUAAACAACAACAGUGACACUACAGUGGAAAAAACAUUUGAAAAGUGUAUGAAAAUCAAGUUCAACUAGAUAGUAGUCAUCCUGGUAAAACGUAUUCAACCGGUAAAACGAAACGAUAUGACACACUUUUAAAUUAAACUUCACUCUAAAACCAGUAUUAAUUUAAAAUCCCGUUCAGUGCCUUUCCUCAACAACAAUAAAGAGACGGGUAUUUAAGUCACGUAGCGUUCUGAAUCCGAAACAGUUUCAUCAGUGGCCACAGGGCAGGAGGCCAACACGGAGCUGAGCGGCCGCUCCAGGGCGCCCCCUAGCGGUAGGAAGCAGUCACGGCGCUGAACGGCUGCUCCAGGGCGCCCCCUUGCGCCAGCAGGCCGUCAUUCAGGCAUGCCUUAAGGGCAGGGUAGUCAGGUGUGUCUGUGUAUCCCAGAGCCAUCACCUGGGUUACAUACUGCUGCACCACACCUGCGGCACGACAAAAACAUAUGCACCAUUACACACACGCACAAACACACGGUAACACACGCACAAACACACACAAAUAAACACAAACACACACCCACAAUCACACACACAACCUGUCAUUAACCUGUGUGUUGGUUCACCCUAACAGACAAACCAGUUUCACUCACUGGAGACUCUCUUCUCCCCGAAGCAGCUGCUGAGCAGAGUGGGAACGUC
Molecule: messenger RNA, 5250 nt
Organism: Gadus chalcogrammus (walleye pollock)
Lineage: Eukaryota; Metazoa; Chordata; Actinopteri; Gadiformes; Gadidae
Product: rho family-interacting cell polarization regulator 1-like
Exons: 17
Coding region: 354-2546 (730 amino acids)
Source: RefSeq, a predicted model, not a curated record